CAUAUUGAGGCAGGGGCACACAAACUAAACAAGCGCACUUUCUUCAUGAGAGGAACUACCAAUCGUACAGAAUGAGUCAAACUAUGUCCUCUUCUCCUCUAGGGUUCCAGCAACAAUCUUCCGCAAUGGAGUUCCAAAACGACGCCGUUUCCAAACCCAUUUCACUCAUCGCUUGCAUUGCGAUGGCGUUACUUUACGUCGUCACCUUAUACGCUCCCACUGUGCUCCUCCGUCUCCCACCUCCUUCUUCUUUCACCAACUACAUGAUCCGACGCUUCCUAUGCGCCGUCGUUUCAACCACUAUCUCCCUCUUUCUCUCUCCUCUCAUUCUUCCCGUGCAAACUAUGGACUUGCCAUACAUUUUGGGUGUUUAUGGCAUUCGAAUGGAUCACAUGUGGCAGGCUAUGGUCCUUCCUCUUGCCUUGACCUCUCUAAUGUAUGCUGGGUCUUUGUUCCUCAAGUCUCUUCUGUUGCUCGAUUUUAUGAGACAUCACACAGCUUUUGAUGGCGGGCUUUCUUUUGAUUCCUUCAAAUGUGCCUCAACGAGAUUUAUUGACUGGUUGUCUGCAAUUUCGUCGAAUGUUUUGACUUGGCGAAACUAUGUUGUGGCACCCCUUACUGAGGAGUUGGUGUUUAGAGCAUGCAUGAUACCUAUACUUUUCUGUGGAGGGUUUAAAGCAUACAGUGCCAUGAUUCUUUGCCCCAUUUUCUUCAGCCUAGCUCAUUUAAAUCAUUUCAUGGAGAUAUAUGUCAAACAAAACUACAGAAUAAGGAAGGCUGCUAUGAUUAUAGGACUCCAGCUUGGCUAUACUGUUAUCUUUGGGUCAUAUGCUUCUUUCCUUUUCAUUCGAACUGGACAUCUUGCUGCUCCUUUAGUUGCUCAUGUAUAUUGUAACUUUAUGGGCUUGCCUGUAUUAUAUUCACAGAGAAGUGGGAUUGUAAGUCUAGCAUUCAUAAUGGGAUUCCUGGGCUUCUUGUGGCUUCUUUUCCCAAUGACAAGCCCAGAUUUGUAUAAUGAUAGAAUCGAUAAUUGCAGUUGUUGGCAAGGGUACUGCUCAUGGAGAGAAAAAAUGCCAAUGUCCUAGAUGUAAAUGUUAGUUUUCAUUCUGUCAGUUAUUUAUCUUUGUCAAGUUUCUAUGUAAAAUAAUAUUUACUACUCAUUUUAUGUUUUACUUGAAAUUUCGCGGUUAAAAUUUUUUAUCAGGCUUUUUAAA
Messenger RNA from Cicer arietinum (chickpea), 1214 nucleotides. RefSeq names its product CAAX prenyl protease 2. Gene Ontology annotation, molecular function: metalloendopeptidase activity. NCBI's taxonomy places the organism in Eukaryota, Viridiplantae, Streptophyta, Magnoliopsida, Fabales, Fabaceae. Gene Ontology annotation, biological process: CAAX-box protein processing. The record is from RefSeq and is a predicted model, not a curated record. Gene Ontology annotation, cellular component: endoplasmic reticulum membrane.